AUGGGGGGAAGCAAGAGCCGCCCCGCAGCCACAGCCGGGGGGCCUCGCGUUGUUGCCACGAACUCGCCCAGCGUCGCGCAGGCUGCGGCCUCUUCACUGACUGGAGGCCACGCCUGCUGGACGGUGCCGAGAAAGGACGUCACGGGCAUCGCUAUCGCCUGGGGAGGCGCCUCAUCCCUGGCCACUGCGGACCUCCCUUCGGAGUACAGAGUCUUUGCCCUGGGCGACGGCGCCACCUGCCCUGGAGGCCCAGGGCUCUACAUGACCGCCCCGUGCCCACCGCUGCUGCUGGUCGCAGCAGAGCCUGGGGAGGUCAAUGCCUUGAAGCACCUGGCCGUGGCUUCUGGCUGUCACCCGGCCGUCGCCACCGAGCUGAUCUGCGACUGGAUCAAGUCGAUGCUACCCAAGAGGUGCAAGCUGGAAUGCCUGGACGAUGUUAGGGCAUGCGGCCUGGACCUGUCCCAGCUCCAGCAGCUGGCGCUCUAG
Symbiodinium natans is the source of this 486-nucleotide messenger RNA. NCBI's taxonomy places the organism in Eukaryota, Dinophyceae, Suessiales, Symbiodiniaceae. The record is from the annotation of a GenBank genome assembly.